AUGGCUAAAGCAUACACCAACCUCACUCUCCUCCUGAAGGCCGUAGCAAGCCACGAGGGAAGUGGAAAUCUCAUAUGCUAUCCACCUCAGAAAACCUUUGAGCCCAGUUCAUACUCAUAUGGCCAGCUGCUAGAAAGCGCUCAGAAAGCCUCGUGGGCACUGAAGAAAUGCCGUCAAGAAGAUUUUCCUCAGGGUCGAGUGGUGCUCAUUCAUUUCGACACCCACUGGGAGAACAUACUCUGGUUCUGGGCCGUCACACUGGCAGGCUGUAUCCCAGCCAUGUCCACUGCGUUGAGCAACAACCCGGCGAUGCGCGUAUCACAUCUGGAGCACCUGGCAACCAACCUCAAAGAUCCCGGAUGUCUGACCACAACUGCUAAGCUGUCUGAAUUUGGAGGACAAGACAGUAUCACACCCAUUCCUAUCGAGUCUCUUGACAUAGAGAUCACUCCAGGAGCAGUGCUAGACGAAGUCUACUGCGAUGCGAAGCCCGGUGACAUCGCAAUUCUGAUGCUGACUUCUGGUAGCACUAGUCACGCAAAAGCAGUGAUCCUCACCCACAGCCAAAUUUUCACAGCACUGGCCAGUAAGUACAAGGUAGUACCGCUGCCAGACGACACUUCAUUCUUGAACUGGGUCCGCUGCGACCACGUUGCGGCCCUUGUGGAAAUUCACUUACAAGGCCUCUUCGCGCACCGAGACCAGGUUCAUGUGGAAGCAGCAGAUCUUUUAUCCAGUCCCCUUACCUUUUUGGAUAUGAUUCACCGCCAUCGUGUCUCCAGAACCUUUGCGCCUAACUUCUUCCUCGCUCGCAUUCGAGCCGUACUCGCCAGCCACGGCGACUUCUGCAAGGAAUACAACUGGGAUCUUACCUGUCUGCGGUACAUUGCUUCAGGCGGGGAGGCAAAUGUCACAAAGACCAUUACUGCUGUAGCAAAGCUGCUCGCUCGGUACGGUGCCCCAUCAACUGUCAUUGCCCCGGGCUUCGGCAUGACUGAGACAUGUGGUGGCGCCAUCUACAACCUUGACUUCCCUGACUACGACCUUAGACGAGGCUUGGAGUUUGCAUCCGUGGGGAAAAGCUCGCAGGGUCUCAGCAUGAGAGUCACCUCCGCCAAGGACCAAAGUAUCGCACCGACUAGGACUGUGGGUAACCUCGAACUAUCAGGCCCGGUCCUAUUUGAGGGCUACUUCAAUAACCCUACUGCAAACGAGCAGUCAUUCACCAGCGAUGGCUGGUUCCAGACUGGUGAUCUAGCUUCUAUUGACGAUGAAGGCAACCUACACUUGGUGGGAAGAGCCAAAGAGACCAUGAUCGUUAACGGUGUCAAUUACAGCCCGCAGGAGAUAGAGACUGCGCUGGAUGAGCCGGAUAAAAUCCCCGGCUUGGCUCCGAGCUUCACUUGCUGCUUUUCUUCUUUCCCUGCCGGUGGUGAUACAGAGAUAAUCUGCGUGGUCUACUUGCCGACCUACGCUCCAGACGACACGAUAACAAGAGCCAUAACCGCAAAUUCCAUAGCCAAGAUUGUCAUGAUGUCGACAGGCUCCCGACCAGAGAUAUUGCCGCUCGAUCAGUCAAAGCUGCAAAAGUCCACUCUUGGAAAACUCGCACGAUCCAAGAUCAAAUCGGCAUUUGAAAAGGGCGAUUACAAAAUAUAUCAAGAGACUAAUGCGGAAGAAAUCAAGCGGCACCAGGCAACAGCCCGCGUUCAUGCCGCGAACGAGCUGGAGCAAAAAUUGCACACCAUCUUCAUUGAUUCUCUUGGCUUGCCCGAAGAGGAGUUUGACGUGGAGUCUUCUCUCUUCGAUAUGGGCAUCACCUCAGUAGAGCUGAUCAAGCUGAAGAAGCAUAUUGAAGCGCAACUGAGUCUCGCGCAGCAAAUUCCCAUCAUCACUCUGAUGACAAACCCCACUGUCCGCAGCCUCGCCAGCACCCUGGAGGACCAGCAAACCAAUCGUGCGUCGGGAGAGUAUAACCCCGUGGUGACACUGCAGUCCCAGGGAGACAAGACACCACUGUGGCUUGUUCACCCAGGAGUGGGAGAGGUUCUUGUAUUUCUCAACCUGGCAAAAUUCCUGAUGGAUCGAAAGGUCUACGCGCUGCGCGCGCGGGGUUUCAACGAAGGCGAAGAGCCCUUCGAGACUAUCGAGGAAGUUGUCGGUACCUAUCAUGCUGCCAUAAAACGAAAGCAGCCCCUUGGACCGUAUGCACUAGCCGGGUAUUCAUACGGUACAAUGCUAGCCUUCGAGGUCGGCAAGGUGCUGGAAAGCAACGGAGACGAAGUACGCUUCCUGGGUUCCUUCAAUCUGCCACCCCACAUUAAGACGCGCAUGCGACAGUUAGACUACAAGGAAUGCCUGCUCCACCUCUCCUACUUCCUAGAUCUGAUGACAGAAGAUCACGCGCGGGACUUGGCGUUGAAAUUGAAAGGCUCAACUCGGGAAGCAACCCUCGCGAAGGUGAUGGAAGACGCCGACCAGGAACGUCUUGUGGAACUUGCCCUGACGCCAGAGGCUCUGACCAAGUGGGCGUGUUUGGCCUUCGCUCUGCAAAGUAUGGCUGUGGACUAUGAUCCCAGCAGCUCCAUUGCUAGCAUAGAUGUUUUCUACUGCAAUCCUCUAGCCGUGGCAGCCUCCAACAAGACGCAAUGGCUAAGUGAACACUUGAGUCAGUGGAAGGAUUUCUCGCGAUCGAUACCGCGCUUUCACGAUGUCGGUGGUGCUCAUUAUACCAUGCUAGGGCCAGAGUACGUCUUUGGUUUCCAAAAGACAUUACGGAGUGCGCUUGAAGCGAGGGGAAUUUGA
Penicillium taxi is the source of this 2805-nucleotide messenger RNA. RefSeq names its product non-ribosomal peptide synthetase. The record is from RefSeq and is a predicted model, not a curated record. The transcript has a single exon. Bases 1 to 2805 code for a protein of 934 amino acids. Gene Ontology annotation, molecular function: CoA-ligase activity. Gene Ontology annotation, biological process: secondary metabolic process; biosynthetic process. Lineage: Eukaryota; Fungi; Ascomycota; Eurotiomycetes; Eurotiales; Aspergillaceae.